CGUCGCUUUGGGGGGAACGUUGUGUGAGAGUUUUGCAAUAAAAAUACACUCAAUUCACUGUUUUUUGCCUUCCGCCCCCAUUCUUUAGGAAAAACUUUUCUAUUUUCAUACACUUUUUUCGCCCCAACACCCAUGUAGGUGAUUGUCUCCGUAGUUCUAAAGCCCAAAGUGGAAAAAGGGAGUGGUAUAGAGAGAAAUACGGUGCUAUUCUUGAUAGCUUCAAUGCCAUUAGUUUUUAACUCUCAGUUCGCAACGGAGGUAGUAAUUUGUGUGCCGACAUAACAUGGAAUUAUGUAACACAGUCCUGUGUACCACUGAUGGCCUAAAUAUCAUCUCCCAAUACGAAAUACAGUGAAAUAUACUUUUCCUUAUUAAAACUUGUGCCCGUCGAAGCAUUUACAUUCUAUCAAAAUGCACACGAAAUAAAAUCAUUUAUAUUUCCGGUCAAUAAUGAUGAAAGUUUACCUGCUCAAUUAUAGGGUUUUUUUUUGGUCUAUUCAUAUCCCCCUGCGACAGUGAGCACAGGAUUCAAGGAUAAUAAUAUUUAAUUAAAAAUUUUGAACUCCAUGUGUAUACUUUUACAUAACAGUGCAGAAAAUGGAAUACAAAUUAUUUUUAUCUUGUGAUAAUUAUGCACGCACAUUUUUUUUAAAGAAUAGUGAGUGCAAAAUGAGAAAACACGAAUGCGUCUCCAAUGUGUAAUUCAGCGUGACAGGAUUAAGGUGAUUUAGUUUAUUGGAGCAUCAGCAGUGCAAUUGUAGGUGGUGGUUGAUGCAACUACAGCAUAAUAUGUGGAAUAUUUCAUCACCAACUCAUUCGGAAUCUAUGCUAAUUGACAAUACAUAUUAUUGUGACUAUGGAAUGGUCAAGAGCAAAUUUUAUUUGGGUAUGAAAAUACAUAUUCAAAAUAGGUGCAAUACGGCAUAGCGAAUCACUCUGGAGGGACCAGAACCUCCCUGGCUGCAAGGCCCCCUCAAAGCCGCAUUCUUGGGGGCCACGGGUGUUGGAAAAACAAGUCUCCUGCAGCAAUUCUUCAAACAUGAUUUUUCUGUGUGUCACAUUGCGACAGGACGCAGAAAUACCUACAAAAGCUGUGUGGUGUGUGAUACAAGCAUUCGCGAGCUGAUAGUAUUUGAUAUUCCAACCCCCAAACGCUUUCCAACCGAUAGUAUAAUGGAAUUUAAUAACGGCUAUUUAGGCUUAAGAAAUGUUCAUGCUUAUGUCUUGGUCUUUGACAUGGGCAAUCUGGAUACAUUUCAGUAUUGCAGAUCGAUGCGAGAUCAAAUACUGGAAAGCUUCAGUCAUCGUGAUUUUAGCAUUAUGGUAGUUGGUAACAAAUUUGAUUUAAUCGCCGAGACAAAUCCCCAUACCCAGGAACUAAAGGAUAUUUCAACACUUGUACGGAAACACUGGAGGUGUGGCUACGUGGAAUGUUCUGCCAAAUUCAACUACAAGGUGGGUGAUGUUUUUCGAGAACUCAUGGGUUGCACCGUAACUGGUGGAUCGAUCGGCAACGAUUACAUACAAUCGUCUCGUGGAAGAAGCAAAUGUAAUAUUCUGUAAGGAAUAUAUACCUUCAGAAUAGUAAAAAAAAAAACACAAGCUCAAAAAAAACUUACAAAAACCAAAUAGUAAUGAUACUAGUAGUUUAGUUCAGUUCAUUUUGUUCCUCUUCUAAUAUUAAUUAAAGAAGAAAAUGCAUUAUUAUUAGUCAUGGCAUGUACCUGCUUUUAGCUAUGACUUCCCAUGGGAAUGAUGAUCCAAUAAUCCCUAAACUUUCAUUGCAACAUCUCGUUGGUUUGCAAUACAUAGCUUAGAAGUAGACACAUGCCAUGACUAACGUGAACAGAUCAAUAAUACCUGUCUUCUUUAUAAAUAAUUAAUAGAAAAAAAGAAGAUACAAAAUAAAGGCAGUUAGACCCAUUUAGAACAGCUUUUAAAUGAGAAAAUUUGCUGUAGAUAUUCUUUGAGUAAAUUGUACAAGAACUCGACAGCCAGAACAACAUUAUAGGCGCAGUUACACUACUAAAAUUCUAUAGGUAGCUAUUUUUUUUUAGUUACGCAUUUUGCAUCCUUCACUACCUACCUAUAUUACAUAAUGUAUGUUUCAGUUAAGAAAAAAAUAUUAAUGAGUAUAUUAGUAAAAAACAAAAUAUACAAGUUGUUUAAAAUGCGAUAGAGUGAUUGACUUUUUUCUUAACUGAUAUACAUAUAGUAGUGUUAAUUCUACACCUUAGAACAAGAGGAAGAAAAUAGUAAAAAAAAAUCAUUAUAUUGUUUAUACAAAAAUAUAAAAUAGUGCUAUGUAAUAUUUGCAUAACAUUGAAUUAUAAGAUUUGGAUGAUGAGUGUACUUUUCGUAAAAAGCCUCGAGAGGGGAAAAUACGCAACAUUCAUGAAAAAUACAAUAAUUACUGAAUAGUUUUAGAUUAUAAAGUUUGACAAAAAAAUUAUAUGAGAUUUAUGAAGUAGUUUAAUCAAAAAACUAUCUUCGCAUUUAGAUUUAGUGUGAUCCAGAUUCUGUAAUGUGUUUGCCAACGUGACAAGAUCAAAAUCUGGAUCUAAAAAAUUGGUAAUGCUGAUAGAAGUUGGAUAAAUUGUUUAAGAAAAAAAACACUUGUUGAAUUUUUAUGUGAUAAUUUACUACAAAGAAAAAAUAAAUGAUUACUUGAUGAUGGGCAAUAAAUUGAUAAAAAGGGGCUCAUAUAUGAACGCACAAAUUGCUCCAAAAAAAUUGUGAAAAAUAUACCAUAAACCCCACCGGAAAAUGUUCAUUCAAAAAGUAUUAGAGUUUAAAAAAAUAUAUUGCAAUUAGGAACAUCAAUGAAUGAAACAUGAAUAACUCUUUUUCUUACAAAAUGUACGUAAUCUAUCUUUUAUUUUAUACACUCUUGUAUACUUACAUUAACUUCAUUUCAAAUCUAUAGCACCAUAAAGUCGCCACUUUGCCUUCACACAUUUAGGUUGGUGCUUAUAACGUCUGUAUAUAAUCUAAAUGGGUGCCCAAAUCCAUGUAGGUUUAUCCAGAGACUUUUCAUUUGCUUCCAGAAGAAAAAAUAUACAUACAUAGAUAUGAAGAAAAUAUCUACAACAUUUUAUAGCCCCCGUCUCAAAAAAAAACUCUAAGAGCUGUAUUAUAUACAUAUAGUAAUCCAUCGAUUUAUGCAAUGUCCUCUAAAUUCCGUCACCUACAUCUCACCCCAUAAAACUUUACCACAUAAAACAUUUAUACUUCUGCAUUUUCUGCAAAAUAACGUCUCGUCCUUCUUCCGCCACCCACUUGUCCGUAUGGUAAAAUGGUAAAGAGAUAGCGUAUUCACAUUAAUAAACUGAACUGCACCGAAAACUGUAUAGAAUACCAACUAAUUACCAGGAAAAUUUUUCCCUUAAUUAUCUCCAUAGCCCCUUACAAUUCUACUCAAAAGCCAUGUUUUAUUUAACAAAUAUGUAGGUAUAUAUUUCAAAUAUAUACAUAGAUGCCUUAUAGAAUAUUGUUUCAUUUCUAAAUAUAUAUGUUGUAUAUUAAAGAAUGUAAUAUUUCUUCCGUUUGUACGCCAGAAACCCCAAUUAAUUUCCAAAAUUUGGGCAAAUGAGAUAUUUUUGAGAAACUUAAGAUGGUUUUAUGGUUUAAUGAUAAACCUAAUUAGGACUAAUUUUCAAUCAAAAAUACAAUUUUCAGGAAAACUCAGCACAUCAACUUUAAAAAUAGUUGACAAACUUUUAUAUGUUUAUCAUCUCUCAGUCAGCUUCAUGGAUUCUUUUCUACUUGAACUUUACAACAAAUUUCGUGGCUUUUAAGGAUCUUCGAAAGAAAAAAAGUCGAAGCCUUAGAAAAAAAAAGAGAAACAGAAAAUUCAAAAUAUAUUCAUGUAUUAAAAUAAGUUUCAAGCAAAGCUAAAAUAUAUUUUCAAACAUUUCAAUAUACAAUGUAGAUACAAACAAGAGAUAGCAUUAGAAACAGAAACGUAAGAGUUGAAUUGAUUAUUUUGCAAAAAAAGUAGUUAUAACCAAAUGUAAAUAGCAAAAAUGCUUAAAAAUGAAAAUUUUAGACAUACAAAAUAGAGCUAUUUUAAUUAUCUCACCAUUUCCAACUAAAUUUUGGACAUAAAAUCAAUAAGUUGUAAUAAUUUGAACAAUUAGGUUCCAAUCACUUUGAUACUUUAACUGACUCAUUGUUAUCCUUCUUCCUUUAUUGAUGAUCAUGAGAAGCAAAACAGCUGAAGAAAUUUAAACUUUCUUUCUUCCCCACACUUUUCAAGAAAAUUGUUUUUAACUAGUGAAGAAAUCAAUAAGCCACGUCAACAGAUUGAAUUAUUUAGUCCUAUUGACGGAUUGAAUGGAAAAAGAAUUGUUAAAAAGAAUUUUCUUCAUUUUCAUUUUUUUUUUUCUUAUUAUUAUUUUUCCUUCUUUUUAUUACUAGAAAGCAAUAAAUAUUAAUACAAAAAAAACAAUGUACCCAACAUGUGUUAUUUACGCAUUAUUGCAAAAAAGAAAAAUAAAUGAUUGUUGCAAUAAGAAA
Molecule: messenger RNA, 4518 nt
Organism: Lutzomyia longipalpis
Lineage: Eukaryota; Metazoa; Arthropoda; Insecta; Diptera; Psychodidae
Product: ras-like protein family member 10B
Exons: 7
Molecular function (GO): GTPase activity; GTP binding
Source: RefSeq, a predicted model, not a curated record